Molecule: messenger RNA, 1889 nt
Organism: Myodes glareolus (Bank vole)
Lineage: Eukaryota; Metazoa; Chordata; Mammalia; Rodentia; Cricetidae
Gene: Sars1
Product: seryl-tRNA synthetase 1
Biological process (GO): seryl-tRNA aminoacylation
Molecular function (GO): ATP binding; serine-tRNA ligase activity
Source: RefSeq, a predicted model, not a curated record
CAGCGAGGCCAGGUCAGGGCGCAGGCGCAGUGCGUCGUUUCCCCCGCUGCUUGCUGCGGUACACUCCUCACUUCAUUCAGUGUAAAAUCGUGAAGCAGAAAGAUGGUGCUGGACUUGGAUUUGUUUCGGGUGGAUAAAGGAGGGGACCCGGCCCUCAUUCGAGAGACGCAGGAGAAGCGCUUCAAGGACCCGGGGCUGGUGGACCAGCUGGUGAAGGCAGACAGUGAGUGGCGACGAUGCAGAUUUCGGGCAGACAACUUGAACAAACUAAAGAACUUGUGCAGCAAGACUAUUGGUGAGAAGAUGAAGAAAAAAGAGCCAGUGGGAGAUGACGAGUCCGUUCCAGAGGACGUGUUGAAUUUCGAUGACCUUACUGCAGACACGUUAGCGGCCCUGAAAGUCUCACAAAUUAAAAAAGUCCGACUCCUUAUUGAUGAAGCCAUCCAGAAGUGUGAUGGGGAGCGGUUAAAGCUGGAGGCGGAGCGGUUUGAGAACCUCCGAGAGAUUGGGAACCUUCUGCACCCCUCUGUGCCCAUCAGUAAUGAUGAGGACGCAGACAACAAAGUAGAGCGCAUCUGGGGUGACUGUACCGUCAGAAAGAAGUAUUCCCACGUGGACCUGGUAGUGAUGGUAGACGGCUUUGAAGGCGAAAAGGGAGCCGUGGUGGCUGGCAGCCGAGGGUACUUCCUGAAGGGGGUCCUGGUGUUCCUGGAGCAGGCGCUUAUCCAGUAUGCACUCCGGACUUUGGGGAGUCGAGGCUAUACUCCCAUCUACACCCCCUUCUUUAUGAGGAAAGAGGUCAUGCAGGAGGUGGCGCAGCUCAGCCAGUUUGAUGAAGAACUUUAUAAGGUCAUCGGCAAAGGCAGUGAGAAGUCUGAUGACAGCUCCUACGAUGAGAAAUACUUGAUUGCCACCUCGGAGCAGCCCAUCGCAGCGCUGCACCGGGACGAGUGGCUGCGGCCAGAGGACCUGCCUAUCAAGUAUGCUGGCCUCUCCACCUGCUUUCGUCAGGAAGUGGGCUCGCAUGGCCGUGAUACCCGCGGUAUCUUUCGAGUCCAUCAGUUUGAGAAAAUUGAACAGUUCGUGUACUCAUCACCCCAUGACAAUAAGUCGUGGGAGAUGUUCGAAGAGAUGAUCGGCACCGCGGAAGAAUUCUACCAGUCUUUGGGGAUCCCUUACCACAUUGUGAAUAUUGUCUCAGGCUCUUUGAAUCAUGCUGCCAGUAAGAAGCUCGACCUGGAGGCCUGGUUCCCAGGCUCAGGCGCCUUCCGGGAGUUGGUCUCCUGUUCUAAUUGCACGGAUUACCAGGCUCGCCGGCUGCGAAUCCGAUAUGGGCAGACCAAGAAGAUGAUGGACAAGGUGGAGUUUGUCCAUAUGCUGAAUGCCACGAUGUGCGCUACCACCCGGACCAUCUGCGCCAUCCUGGAGAACUACCAGACAGAGAAGGGCAUCAUUGUACCAGAGAAGCUGAGGGAGUUCAUGCCACCAGGGCUCCAGGAACUGAUCCCGUUUGUGAAGCCUGCACCCAUUGACCAGGAGCCGUCUAAGAAGCAGAAGAAGCAGCAUGAGGGCAGCAAAAAGAAAGCAAAAGAGGUUUCCCUGGAGAGCCAGUUGCAGAGCAUGGAGGUCACCGAGGCCUGAGCGCGGUCUCCUCAGUCUGCCAGACUUCCUUUCUGUCUGCUGGGAUCUCUGACCUGCCUUGGAGCAGGGAGCCGAGUACCACUCCUCACCCUGCCCCAUCUGACUGCACAGCCGAUGGGGAGCCAUCUGCCGUGUACCAAGCAGGUGUUCCCGUCUCCUCGCAUGGGCCAAGGGUCUCCUCACUGAUGACUGCUGAACCAUGCAAUAAAGCAUUUCUGGGGAAGGCGCGCGACUUCCUCAGUCUGCUC